AUGGCAAUUUUAGCUAUUGGAAGGAUAGUUUUGAUAACGUCGCGAUGUAAUACUGCUUUGGAUAAUAUUCUCAUCACUGCUCUGAACUGUUUUGGAUUCUUGAGGCGGCCUGAUUACAUUUUGUGCUGCUUUGAUUUGCUACUACUGCUGCUGCGAACUUCAAGUCCACAUAUGAAUGCUUUGACCAGCAGCCGGCUAUCAUCUCAUGGCUCUAACAAGAUUCAAGGAUCGCUUCCUGUUCCACCACCAAGCAUUGUUUUUUAUGAUGCUCGCGAUAACGCGUUGAUGGGAGCAAUUCCACUGUCAAUAUGCCACAAGAAUUCUCUUCGUAUGCUUGAUUUGCCCAACAACAAUUUAAAUGGCACAAUACCUCCAUGUUUGGCCAGUUCUAGUGAGGAUCUUCUCACGUUGAAUCUAAGUUACAAUAGUUUCCACAGAAAUAUUCCUUCGACAUUCACAAUGAAUAGUCAAUUGGGCAAUAUUGGGAAUCCCGAAAACAAUUCAACAUUUCCAAAGCUGCGGAUAGUUGACCUCUCUUGCAAUCACUUUUCAGUACUCAAUGAAAGUGCUCAACAAAGGGACAAAAAGGUUAUACGAGAGGUGGUGGUUGAUUUCUCAAGCAACACAUUCGUUGGGGAUAUCCCAGAAUCCCUUGGAACUCUCAGUGGGCUUCUAUUUCUAAACACUUCCAACAACAAACUUACCGGCGCUAUCCCAUUAUCGUUGGCAAAAUUGAUGGAACUGGAGUCGUUGGACCUAUCCCAAAACCUGCUCUCUGGACAGAUCCCUUGGGAACUGACCCAACUCACUUUUCUAUCAAUCUUAAAUGUUUCUCAUAAUCAACUCACUGGCCCUGUACCUCAAGGGAAACAAUUCGAUACAUUUGAAAAUAGUUCAUAUGAUGGGAAUUCAGGAUUGUAUGGUGUCCCAUUGUCGACGUUAUGUAGAAAUUCAAUGACCUCACCUCCACCUCCGCCUAUCUUUCAAGAUUAUGAUUUUGAGUUUUCAAGAGGUAUUUAUUGGGUGGUCAUAGCCUUGGGAUAUGGAAGUGGGCUAGUAGUUGGGUUUGUUAUUGGGACAACUCUGACCAGAAGCUACAUAAUAUUGCAGUUAUAUCUUUCAAUUACUCAUGGUCUUGUCACGUAUCGCCCAUUAUGCCCUGAAAAUGAGAGCAGAGCCUUGCUGCAGUUCAAGCAUAAUUUUGUCAUCGACAAGUCUGCUUCUUUUGACACUUCUGCUUACCCAAAACUUGAAUCAUGGCAGCUACUUGAUGGAAAGAGCAACGGUUGCUGCUCAUGGGAUGGCGUCGAGUGUGACCACGACACCGGUCAUGUGAUCGGUCUCGACCUCAGUAGUAGCUUUCUCUACGGUUCUAUUAACUCCAACAGCAGCCUAUUUGCCCUUGUCCACCUUCGUAGCCUAAACCUUGCCGAUAAUAGGUUUAAUUUCUCUGAAAUACCGUCCAGAAUUGGAAAUCUUUCGGGGCUAACAAGUCUCAAUCUAUCCAACUCUGAAUUUUUUGGUCAGAUUCCUUCAGAAAUCUCAUCUCUUUCCAAAUUGGUUAUCCUGGAUCUUUCACUUAAAAUGGAUUGGUAUUCUGAAAGUCUUUUGAAACUUGAAAAACCCAGUCUAAGAGACCUAGUUCAAAAUCUAACCUACCUGAAAGUUCUUGACCUUUCUAUGGUGAACAUAUCUUCUUCAGUGCCAAGUGUCAUGUCAAAUAUAUCCUCUUUGACAACUCUUUAUCUUAUUCUUGAGGCAGCUUCGAACGAAAAUCUCAACGGCUCUCUACCUGAAUUUCAAAGUAGCAGUCGCCUUAAGUUUAUCUGGGACGCUUCCAUCUUCUUUGGGCAAUCUAACUCGGCUCACUGA
Messenger RNA from Rhododendron vialii, 1872 nucleotides. RefSeq names its product receptor-like protein Cf-9. The coding region runs from base 1 to 1872 and encodes 623 amino acids. The transcript is spliced from 8 exons. Gene Ontology annotation, molecular function: protein binding. Lineage: Eukaryota; Viridiplantae; Streptophyta; Magnoliopsida; Ericales; Ericaceae. The record is from RefSeq and is a predicted model, not a curated record.